CAAUAUAUAUAUAGUAUAUAUAAAAAUGUUAAUUCUCCUAACAAUACCUCUUUUUGCGUACUUCAGUCGACUUUUUUUACGAUUACAUUCUCUCAUUCCGCUUCAUCCUCAUUAGGGUCGCGGGGGCAUGCUGGAGCCUAUCCCAGCUGACUUCGGGCGACAGGCGGGGUACACCCUGGACUGGUCGCCAGCCAAUCGCAGGGCACAUAUAGACAAACAACCAUUCACACUCACAUUUAUACCUAUGGACAAUUUAGAGUCUCCAAUUAACCUAACAUGUUUUUGGGAAUGUGGGAGGAAGCCGGAGUACCCGGAGAAAACCCACGCGCACACGGGGAGAACAUGCAAACUCCACACAGAAAUGCCCAGGGGAGAAUCGAACCCAGGUCUUCCCAUCUCCAGGCUGUUCCUGUAUUGGCCAACGUGCUAACCACUAGACCACCGUGCGGCCCAUCUCAUAUUACGUGUUUCUAAAAAUAAAAAUAAAAAAAAACACUUUAUACUAGUUACAAUUCGACUUUUUGUGGCCAUAAUAUUGUGUGCGACUUUUUUCUCGUAACAUUACAGUUUAUUUCUUUGAACUUUGCGACUUCUUUCCGUGUAACUUUAUACGACUUUAUUCUCGUCACCUUGACGACUUCUUUAAGAAAUUCUUGAAGCAAGACUUUUUUGUACUGUAGCGACUGACCUUUUUCGUAAUUAACGUAAUAUUACUUUUUUGUAAUUACAAAUUACAUUACAUUUGUCUUUCACUUUCACAUAUAAAAAAACGUUAAUUCUCGUUACAAUACCUCUUUUUGCAUACUUCAUCAAUCUUUUUUUAAUGACUACAUUCUUGUUAUGUUACAACGUUUUUCUGUAUUUGAACAUUGUAUUCUAUAGUGAAAAAAAACAUACGGUAUGUGGGCUAAGUUAUAAGAGCUGCAGUGUUGAUUAGACUUGACACUGCCGUGUGUUUAAAAAAAAAAAGACUGAUCACGUGUUUUUUAAAGACCACUUGGCGCCGUGUGCAGCCAUGAUGACUCUCCAUGGGAAUAAUAGUGUAAUAAUAAUGUAAAUGAUGCUUUGUUACUCCUCCCUUGCAGCAUUGAUCAUGAGGAUGUGUUGUAUGGCCCAGUUGACAAUGGAUGCAGCGUGCAUGCGUUAGUGGGAGGGAUUAUCCACCAAGUAGGGCAAGUGGCUGAGGGCUAAGGACUGCAAUUCCAUCCAGCCUCAGUCAGUCAUCCGCUCAGUGCACAGAGACACACGGGGAACAGGCUGCUUAUUCAUCCAUAUCAGGCAAAAUGGUGAAGUAUAUGGGCCAGCAGGACGAGCUGAAAGCCGAGGAGUUCUCUGACGCCUCCAUGGACCAGCAGGAUUUGGGAGAGAUGUCCGACUGCUCCCUGGGCGACGUGUUCCAGUGUUCCGCCAAAUGCUCCGCCAUGGAGCACAUCGACACUUUUAUGAAGAACGUGCAAGUGCUGCUGGAUGCGGCGCAUUACAUCGAGAAUGUGGAGAAGAACAGCGGAAAGUGCGAGCAUGGUUAUGCUUCAGCCUACCCUUCCAGCCAGAUGGCGCACCCACAGAAACAGCGUAAAUUCAAGAACAGGAAACUGGACAAUAUUCACAAUAGGUCAGCCCACAAUGAACUGGAGAAAAAUAGACGAGCACAUCUCCGCCUUUGUUUGGAAAGGUUGAAGUCGCUCAUUCCCCUGGGACCAGACUGCAGUCGGCACACCACACUGGGACUUCUUAACAAGGCCAAAGCACACAUCAAGAAACUUGAAGAGGCGGACCGAAGGAGUCAGCACCAGCUGGACACUCUGGAGAGGGAGCAGCGGUACCUGCAGAGACAGCUGGCCCAGCUGCAGACCCUCGGGGACAGGGACCGGGUCCGCAUGGACAGUCUGGCCUCGCCGAUGGACUCUGAUGAGCGCUCCGAGUCUGAAAGAGAAGAUAUCGAAGUGGACGUGGAGUGCACCGAGUUCUCCCACGGAGAAAUGGACAGCGUGAGCAGCGGCGCCGCCAGCGACCUGGACGACCAGAGCAGCCGGCAGAGCUCAGCCAGCGAUGAAGGAUACUCCACCUGCAGCUUGCUCAAAGUGGCCUUCUCCGCUUGAGGUCAGCGACACUCACUGUGCUCUCCACCUCUCCAGCCGCACUCUUUUUAUGGCUUUAACAAUCACCAGCCUACAGCUACACACACACACACGACCCCCCCGCCUCCCCCACCUCUCCAACCUAAAAUGUCCACCUACAAGAACCAGCCUUAAGCUCAACUCCAAACCUGAAUGUCUGUUGUUGUCCUGCGACCAGCCGGAAUCCAACACCACCUUCAUUCAGUAGUCACCCAAAAAUCAGGGGGCGGGGGGUAAAACUCCAAAUCAAAAGUUGGUCCCUGGACAAACCAGCGAAACCCACAAACAAUACCAGCUUGAAGCUCACCAUGCGGCGUACGACUCCGCUACUUUUGCGCUUCUUCACCCUGGGAGGGGCUACCGUGUCUGCAUUCCAAAAUGUGUUUUGGGCAGGAGCCACAAGCAUCAAAACCUACGUGGCGUCCCUCCCGUACGUCUUCUAACUUAUUUAGCGUAUUUAUUUGUGUUGGACUUAUUUAACUGUGCUGCAGCUUGAGUGGGAAACAAAUGUUUGACACGACUCGGCGCCCCCUUUGAAUGCAUUCUCCCCGUGUUAGAGCGGAAUAAGCUAUCCACCACUUGUCCAAGCACAAGGCUAAAGCAAUAACGCAUCAGGUUUCUGUUCCAGUUCUGUCCGUCCAGCGUGGCUCACAUUUUACUGAUGAGUAUGAUGUCAAAAGGCAGGGAAGCAAUGAUUGUAAAGGAUUUGAAGAAGCUACAGUGCACGUGUGUUGAAUGUUGUCAUGCGCUUUAAAAACAUAUCUGUAGCAUGAACCAAACACUUUUUCAUUUCUAAUAUCGUUCGUAUGAUCAGGAAACACUCGGCAUUAGCUUGCCAGCAUUAUUGCAUCGGAUACGACAUUUUACUUCUACUAGUGAAUUCAUCACCACCAAAUUGUGUCUUAUCGUGGGUGUAUGACUCCUCUUGCACAAGUCCCUGCGCUCACCCGCUUCCCCUCAACCCCCCGCCCAACAUGUUGGGAAAUAUGUAACAAUGCACUAUAGAAUCACCGUGUUUGAGACUUCACAUGGAUUGAAAAAGAAGAAGAAAAAAAGCACAGGCUGAUGUUUUUUAGUGCUUAAUUAGGGAUCUAAUUAAUGUGACUGUCAAAACGUGCUGCUGGUGCCCUGCUGAUACUUUAAGGAUCCUGAUGACUCUCCCUGGAAUCCUAAUAAACCUCUUCCACCAAGACAUCAA
Dunckerocampus dactyliophorus (ringed pipefish) is the source of this 3315-nucleotide messenger RNA. RefSeq names its product max-interacting protein 1-like. The record is from RefSeq and is a predicted model, not a curated record. Bases 1284 to 2099 code for a protein of 271 amino acids. NCBI's taxonomy places the organism in Eukaryota, Metazoa, Chordata, Actinopteri, Syngnathiformes, Syngnathidae. Gene Ontology annotation, biological process: regulation of transcription by RNA polymerase II. The transcript is spliced from 6 exons. Gene Ontology annotation, molecular function: RNA polymerase II cis-regulatory region sequence-specific DNA binding; DNA-binding transcription factor activity, RNA polymerase II-specific; protein dimerization activity.